Molecule: messenger RNA, 591 nt
Organism: Lycium barbarum (goji berry)
Lineage: Eukaryota; Viridiplantae; Streptophyta; Magnoliopsida; Solanales; Solanaceae
Exons: 2
Coding region: 1-591 (196 amino acids)
Molecular function (GO): acyltransferase activity, transferring groups other than amino-acyl groups
Source: RefSeq, a predicted model, not a curated record
AUGGAGUCUGAUUCAUCCUGUAUUGAUCUUACUUAUAUUAAUGAAGAAUUGCCAAUGAAUGUUGAGGAGAAGUUGAAGUUGAAGAACAAAGAAGAUGAUCAACCAGACAUAAUAAGUCUCAGGUUAUUGGACCUGACAGAUGUCGAUGAUUUUAUGGAAUGGUUUGGAGAUGACAACGUUAGCAAGUUCUGUUCUUGGGACACUUUUAAAUCCAAAGAAGAUGCCAUGAAUUAUGUUAUUGAUGUUGCCAUACCACAUCCAUGGUUCAGAGCAAUUUGCCUAAAUGGCAAGCCAGUUGGUUCUAUUUCUAUAUCACCAUUUCAUGGAACUGAUAAGUGCAGGGGUGAACUUGGAUAUGUGUUAGCAUCAAAGUAUUGGGGCAAAGGGAUAGCCACGAAGGCGGUGAAGAUGGCGGCGUCCGCCAUCUUUGUAGAGUGGCCUCACUUGGAGAGGCUUGAAGCUGUGGUGGAUGUUGAAAAUCCAGCAUCACGAAGGGUGUUGGAGAAGGUAGGUUUUACAAAGGAAGGUGUUUUGAGGAAGUAUUAUCCUCUUAAUGGGAAACCAAGAGAUAUGGUUAUGUUUAGUCUUUAA